AUGGCACUCCUUCAGACUUCUCUGAUCUGGACUGUGUAUGCAGCCGUGAUAGCAAUCCUACUGGCAGUAGCCUCAGUGUUUAUCUAUAUCUACCAAACCCCUCGGGAACGUCCUCCAUCUGUAACUCUGACAUGCAUUGUUGCCAUUGCUAGCCUCCUGGCGACUGUGCUUCUCCUUCCCGUGGAUGUUGCGCUCGUGUCAUCCACCACCUCGUCUCGACUGGGCCAAAGAAAAGACUGGGCCACCCAGGAUACAGUUGACAGAAUCACUUACUCCCUGACUAUCAUCUACUAUCUUUUGUAUUCGCUGGAUGCUUUGCUGUGCCUUCUAGUGAUUCCUUUCACCUACUUCUGGUAUGAGGAGUACGAUGAGGUUGCCACGGAGGAAGGAGAACAGUCAUUGGGGCAACGGCUCUGGGGAUCUCUCAAAUACACCUUAUCUUUUGUGGCGAUCGUGGUCAUUCUUUUUCUGGUUGGAUUCUUUGUCCCAGUUUCCCAAGACAAGAAUGACCUAGACUUGGAUUAUUUCAAGCGAUUGCUAACAGAGAACCAUGGCGAGCGCGCUUUAACUUUUGCCUUGGGUCUUUUGAUGACACUCGGGAUUUGUCUGUAUGUCUUGUAUACUUCAGUGGGGCUCGCUUUGUUCCCCAUUGGCUUAAUCAAGACUGCUCCUUCAAUCUCCAGUCCCGCUCUACGGGCAUCUACAACCCAUCAAUUGGAAAUUAACCAGGAGCGUCAGAGACAACUCGAAGGUCGCUGUGGGGGGAACCCAGAGCUUCUUUCAUCGAAAGAUCGUAGAGAACUAGACACUCUCACAAGAGAUGAGCGAACGUUGAUCCGACGACAGCGCUUAGUUGAAGAAGCGCAAGGUGAAGGUCGAAGCUGGUUGAUGCGCGCAUGGUUCAAGAUCGAAGCAGUAUUUCGUCCCUUCAAACUGCUAGGAGGCCUACUACUACUGUUGAUGGCUUUUGUAACAUGGGUGUCUAUGUUGUUGACAUCCAUUGACAAGGCAAAGAACUCGGUCUGCAAACAUCGCUGUGGAUAUAUUCUGGGACAUAUCAACAUUUUUAAUCCGCUCAACUGGGCACUUGUCCAAUCUGCCAAGGUUUUCCCAGUUGAUUAUGCGGUAUUCACUGUGCUUGUUCUACUUUUGUUCUGCAGCUCCGUUGUUGGUAUCACGACUGUUGGGAUUAGGUUUCUUUGGAUUCGAAUUUUUCAGAUUCGGAAGGGCCACACAUCACCUCAGGCUCUGCUUUUGGCAACUACAAUGUUGAUGCUCAUAAUUCUUGCAUUGAAUUAUUCCAUUUCCAUGGUGGCCGCGCCUCAAUAUGCUACAUUCGGCCCACAGACAUUUUGUGAUCGUACCCCGAUACUGCCACUGGAGCAACCGGACUGUUCUAGCCACAAAGAUCUCAUAAAGCCAUGCUCCGAAUUGGCCGAGAAUCCUGCGGCGAAGAGCGUGUGCACGCCCAGCAUUGCCAGUACCUUCUUGAACCGCGUGACCUUUAAUUUCCCAUUCUUUGGCGUCGUGUUCUUCUGGGCCCAAUUCUUCUUCCUCGGCCUUUAUCUGAUUGUCUUUGUGACGUCCUUGUUCCGCUCACCAAAACUGAACGAAACGCAGCUCGACGAAGAUGCUGAAGAGGCUGAAGAAGAGGGUCUUCUUGCUAACACAGGGAGACGCUUCAAUGCAACUUGGCAAGAUAUCACCGGCAGGGCAGACCGCAGUGUUUCCAGUAACCAAGGGUAA
Penicillium angulare is the source of this 1746-nucleotide messenger RNA. RefSeq lists its product as uncharacterized. Gene Ontology annotation, biological process: protein localization to vacuole. NCBI's taxonomy places the organism in Eukaryota, Fungi, Ascomycota, Eurotiomycetes, Eurotiales, Aspergillaceae. Gene Ontology annotation, cellular component: vacuolar membrane. The coding region runs from base 1 to 1746 and encodes 581 amino acids. The record is from RefSeq and is a predicted model, not a curated record. The transcript is spliced from 3 exons.